This is a messenger RNA of Leptosia nina, 810 nucleotides long. Lineage: Eukaryota; Metazoa; Arthropoda; Insecta; Lepidoptera; Pieridae. The record is from the annotation of a GenBank genome assembly.
AUGAUUCAUGACCGUGUCGAAUGUCGAAAAUACCACACAAUGGCAGAACCUAACCCACAAGCAGGUGACACUGGACCACCAAAAGGAAUACCUGCCUUAAAAGCCCAUGUAAUCGCUAACAAACUAGAUGUAGCCCUCUGGGGUUUAAGAAUCUUGACAAUGCUAUGUACUGUAGGAUAUGUUAUCCCAAUUUUUACAAAUCCAACGUCGGCAUUCUACAAAGCCCUGCUUGCCAAUGCUGCGACGUCAGCCCUUCGACUUCACCAGAGGAUUCCACCGAGGGAAAUAGCCUUCUCUCGAGAGUUCCUGAACAGAUUUUUCUUAGAGGACAGCGCACACUAUCUCUUCUACUCACUAAUAUUCAUGAACGUGGCGCCCAAUUUAUUAAUACUGGCGCCGGUUUUCCUCUUUGCGAUGUUGCACGCCGCAUCGUACUCUCUUGCAAUUCUAGAUACGCUUGGGCAAAACUCGAUGUGGGUGGCUCGGCUCAUGAUCUCCCUAGUGGAGUUCCAGUCGCGGAACAUCCUCCGCGCGGUCGCCUUGGCUGAGAUCGUCCUGUUUCCACUCAUCGUAUUCAUGGCUCUCUUCGGAUACAGCGGUCUGUUGACACCAUUCAUGUACUACUACUUCCUGAUGUGGCGUUACGCGUCACGCAGGAACCCGUACACGCGUAACACGUUCCGCGAGUUGCGCGAGCUGACAGUGCGCACGGCGGAGCGGCCUUCGAUGCCGGCACCGAUCCGCUCCGCGCUGCUCUCCGGAGUUCAGCUAGUGUGCAACAUGGCGCCGCCAGUCGAAGUCCAGCAAUAA